GAAGCUGCCUCGUAGGAGAGACCUGUUUGCCGCGAUGUCGGGCACCCGGGCGGCUGUGGCAGCUGCCAACGAUCGCGCCUCUCGCACUGCCACCGGCGCUGUUCUCGGCGUCGGUUUGAAGCGGCUGCGAAGUGAGCCGGGCGGCAACCGUGCGACUGUAGUGCUGGGCGCUCAGUGGGGCGACGAAGGGAAAGGGAAAGUGGUGGAUCUCCUGGCCACCGAAGCCGACCUCGUCUGUAGGUGCCAGGGUGGAAAUAAUGCAGGUCACACUGUCGUUGUUGAUGGGAAGGAAUACGAUUUUCACCUCUUUCCUAGUGGUAUAAUUAAUCCUAAAGCUGUUUCUUUUAUUGGUAAUGGAGUGGUUAUACACUUACCUGGCUUAUUUGAAGAAGCUGAAAAAAAUGAGAAGAAAGGAUUAAAGGACUGGGAGAAAAGACUUAUAAUAUCUGACAGAGCACAUCUUGUGUUUGAUUUUCACCAAGCAGUUGAUGGACUUCAAGAAGUACAGCGUCAAGUACAAGAGGGGAAAAACAUUGGCACGACAAAAAAAGGAAUUGGACCAACUUAUUCUUCCAAAGCUGCACGGACAGGACUUCGGAUCUGUGAUCUUCUUUCAGACUUCAGUGAAUUUUCAUUAAGAUUUAAAAAUCUGGCUCACCAGUACAAGUCAAUGUUUCCUUCUUUAGAAGUUGACAUAGAAGGACAACUAAAAAAACUGAAGGGAUAUGCUGAAACAAUAAGACCAAUGGUCAAAGAUGGAGUUUAUUUUAUGUACGAAGCACUACACGGCCCUCCAAAGAAAAUUCUGGUGGAGGGUGCCAAUGCAGCACUGCUUGACAUUGAUUUUGGCACAUAUCCUUUUGUGACAUCAUCAAACUGCACCGUCGGUGGUGUAUGCACUGGAUUGGGCAUUCCUCCUCAGUAUAUUGGAGAAGUUUACGGAGUAGUAAAAGUCUACACAACAAGAGUGGGAAUUGGAGCCUUUCCAACUGAACAAAUAAAUGAAAUUGGAGACCUUUUACAGUCACGAGGUCAUGAAUGGGGUGUGACUACAGGCAGGAAAAGACGUUGCGGCUGGCUAGACCUUGUCAUUUUGAGAUAUGCUCAUAUGAUCAAUGGCUUUACUGCUUUGGCAUUAACAAAACUUGAUAUUCUGGAUGUCCUUGAUGAAAUCAAAAUUGGUGUGGCUUACAGGCUGGAUGGGAAAAGAAUUCCAUAUUUUCCAGCUAAUCAGGAAAUAUUACAAAAAGUAGAAGUUGAAUAUGAAACAAUGCCAGGUUGGAAAACUGACACAACUAAUGCCAGAAAAUGGGAGGAACUUCCAUCUAAGGCACAAAAUUACAUUAGAUUUGUAGAAAACCAUGUUGGUGUGUCAGUUAAAUGGGUUGGAGUUGGAAAAUCAAGAGAAUCAAUGAUCCAGCUCUUUUAAGUGGCCCAUAGAAGAGCUGCACUGAGAAAGGGUUCGCCUAAUCUUUUCUGAUCCUAGACGAAGAUGAAGAUGCUUUUAAAAUCAAAAUAACCUUCCUAGACUAUGAUUAGAAAAGAGCAUUUUCUCUUAUUUUAAAGUGUUAAAAUAGCUUGGAAACUACAUAAAAAUAAUUGGAGUGAAUUGGUUGAGGAGAAUAUUAAGAUGUAUAUACUACUAAAGCUCUCCUGUUCGUCUGUUUGUAAUCUUCUAUUGGGCGAAAUGGUGCCUUGUAGGGCAACCAUUUUUUAAUCACUGUACUUUAACUUAAAGAAUGCAUCCAAAAUCCAGAACUCAUUACUCCUAUGGAAUUGAAAUUUGGCAAAACUGUGGCCAUUUCAGCGCCACAAGACUGCCGUGGUCAGUCGAACCUACAUAAUCAUUGUUUCCAAUGCUCCCUGCCAAAUUCCCACAAGGAAAGUCAAUAGGACAUUAGCAGGUAAUCGUUAGUCACUCACACUCCAACUGAAUUUUUACCUGUACAUGAUCAUUAUGUUUCUCUACUGGUAAAGAAAUGUCUCUGGAACAAUAACCCAGUGGGUCACGGGCUAUGUAGUAACUUUUUAAAAGUGUCAAACUCAUAUGGAAUUAUUUUUUGAAACUGCUAUCAGAAACAAUCUACCAUAGUGUUCCCAUUCGUAUGUCAGGAAAUGGUGAGAUAUGCAUAUAUGUUAUUGAAAACAAACUGCCUUAUAGUGCGCUGAAAAGAUAGUAAAACUAAGCAACUCUUUUUAAGUCUGAGAGCCAAAGCAAAAUUAUCUUGGACUCUGCAUUUCUUAUAAAUAAACAUUCUUCAAAAGGAAAGCAAAAGAGGUUAUGUCAUAGAAGGAGGCAAGCCAAGUCAUUUGAUGGCAGUGGUCAGACUGGAGCGGAUACAGCUGUUAGAACCUAAGAUAUAGAACUUCCCUUCAUUCAAUAUUUUCUGGUAGUGCUCCACAUGAAGCCCUCAGAAGUUCUGUACUUUUAGCUCAUUAUUUAACUCCUACCUUUAGGAGCCGAGGUGGCACAGUGGUUAAAUGCAGCACUGCAGGCUACUUCAGCUGACUGCAGUUAUGCAGUUCAA
Molecule: messenger RNA, 2528 nt
Organism: Thamnophis sirtalis
Lineage: Eukaryota; Metazoa; Chordata; Lepidosauria; Squamata; Natricidae
Gene: ADSS1
Product: adenylosuccinate synthase 1
Biological process (GO): IMP metabolic process; 'de novo' AMP biosynthetic process
Cellular component (GO): cytoplasm
Molecular function (GO): adenylosuccinate synthase activity; GTP binding
Source: RefSeq, a predicted model, not a curated record